UCUUCUGGUCAGACAGUAUGAUAGUCUUAUGGUACCUGCAACAAGAAGACAAAAGGUAUCAGACCUACGUAGCAAAUAGAGUCGCUGCUAUUCAAGAGCACACCACUUCAAGCCAGUGCAGGUACGCCAAUUCAGCUUCGAAUCCGGCCGAUGAUGCCUCCCGUGGUAUGGCAGCAGAGGACGUCGUAACCAACUCAAGAUGGAUCAAUGGCCCGCCUUUCCUGUAGAAGGAGAAAAGCCGAAUGGCCAACACAACCAGAGUUCAAUUGCUCAACACUGGAAGAUUCAGUCGAAGUCAAACCAAACCAUAAGGUCUACGCUGUUGCUGCAGAUGAGCCAGAUCCCAUUGAUCUACUUAUACAGCGGCAUUCUUCAUGGUAUGCCCUUAAGAAGUCAGUUGCUUGGCUCCUUCGCUUCAAGCAAUAUCUGAAAACCAAGAAACCUACGAUUGGACAGUUAACCGUGAACGAAUUGAAGGUUGCUGCUACAGCCAUUAUUACUCAUGUGCAAGGACAAACGUUUGGAAGGCGCAAGGAUAACUCGUUGCAGAAGCUGUCUCCAUUUCUUGAUGAUGACGGCACAUGGCGGGUAGGAGGAAGGCUCAACAAGGCUGAACUACGUUUCCAAACAAAACACCCUUUGAUAUUACCUGCAAAUCACCACCUCACCGAUCUCAUCGUUUGGCAUUACCAUGCAAAGACUGGUCAUGCUGGCACAGAACGCGUCCUCGCCGAAGCAAGACAGAUGUUCUGGAUUGUGAAGGGUAGAGCGACGGUYAGAAGAGUUMUAUCUAAAUGCAYCACUUKCAAGAAAYUGAGAGCACAACCUGUGUCUCAGUUCAUGGGAGAUCUACCAARGGAUCGUGUAACGCCUAACGAAGCGCCCUUUACACGUGUAGGGGUGGACUACUUUGGCCCGUUUCUUGUGAAACGAGGYAGAAGUGAACUCAAACGAUAYGGAUGCAUCUUCACUUGUCUYACGACAAGRKCURUYCAUCUUGAAGUUAGYCAUACACUUGACACCGAUUCCUUCAUUAACGCGCUUCAGAGAUUCAUUGCCCGUCGYGGGGAGCCUGUUGAAAUCCGUUCGGACAACGGAACUAACUUCACCGGUGCUCGACUAGAGCUGCAACGAGCCCUUGAGCAGUGGAAUCAGGCUCAAAUUGAUGAUUUUCUUCGUAAAAGAGAGAUUCAGUGGAUUUUCAACCCUCCAGGUGCCUCCCAUAUGGGCGGUGCCUGGGAAAGACAAAUCCGUACCGUACGUUCAGUGCUGAGAGGUCUACUGGCUCUACAGGUCUUAGAUGACGAAGCUCUGGCAACCUUGAUGUGCAUCGUUGAAGGUAUCGUCAAUGGACGUCCCAUCACCAGGAUCUCAGAAGACCCGAAGGAUCUAACGCCCCUUACACCGAAUCAUCUUCUCUUGCUUCGUUCGGGCCCAACCCUUCCAUCAGGAGUGUUCGUGAAACAAGAUCUUUACAGAAGACGCUGGCGUCAAGUGCAAUACAUGGCGGACGUCUUUUGGAAGCGCUGGCUCAGCGAAUAUUUACCGACGCUCCAAGAACGCCAGAAGUGGCUGAAGCCCAAGCGUAACCUCAARGUYGGUGAUUUAGUGUUGGUGAAGCAUGACAACACAGCACGUCAACGUUGGCCCCUUGGACUCAUCGUCAACACCUAUCCUGGAGCAGAUACCCUUGUGCGAUCCGUCCAAGUAAAGACCCAAUCUGGAGUGUACGAUCGCCCAGUCGACAAGAUUUGCUUACUAGAGGGAGAUAUGCCGCUUAAUGAACAUUGA
Messenger RNA from Exaiptasia diaphana, 1791 nucleotides. RefSeq lists its product as uncharacterized. The coding region runs from base 208 to 1791 and encodes 527 amino acids. Gene Ontology annotation, biological process: DNA integration. The record is from RefSeq and is a predicted model, not a curated record. Lineage: Eukaryota; Metazoa; Cnidaria; Anthozoa; Actiniaria; Aiptasiidae. The transcript has a single exon. Gene Ontology annotation, molecular function: nucleic acid binding.